Molecule: messenger RNA, 612 nt
Organism: Sclerotinia sclerotiorum 1980 UF-70
Lineage: Eukaryota; Fungi; Ascomycota; Leotiomycetes; Helotiales; Sclerotiniaceae
Exons: 2
Coding region: 1-612 (203 amino acids)
Biological process (GO): nucleolar large rRNA transcription by RNA polymerase I
Cellular component (GO): RNA polymerase I upstream activating factor complex
Molecular function (GO): RNA polymerase I cis-regulatory region sequence-specific DNA binding
Source: RefSeq, a predicted model, not a curated record
AUGACAUCGAAAGCAUUUUCACAAAACACAUUUAUCAACCCAGAUAUUGAAGAAAAAUCAAUAGAGGGAGACAAGGUUUCACGAUCAAGAAAACCUUCCGUUUACGACGCUGUUGCAGGUCGGAUUUCCGCAGCAGGUUUCAUUCCAAGGAGUGUGAUUGUUUCUACAAAUCGGGAUACUACAUCAUCCUCUUUAAGUGCUGUGCCUCCCGAAGCUGUAUUGUUUCGGAGCAAGAAUGCACCAACCAGAUAUGCCGAAUCGGACAUCUACUUUGCAAAUGAACGAGACUCACCGAAGGGAUUGCCCGACUCCGAUCUAUUAAAGUCACUUCACACCUAUGCUUCAGAUUUCUAUUUUCGUGCAACUGCAGAAGGGGGCUCUAUAGAUUGGCGCAGUAUGGACGAGACGGCAUUGAUAGGACUGGGUAUUUUGAUGGAAGAAGCAUCCCGGGAAAUCCUCGGGGAAACGGGCGACUUAACAUUUACUGAAGGGGAAGAAUCCAAGAUCAAUAUUCCUGGGCGCCGUCGACGUACUCGAAGAAGCAGCGUUGAGGCCAGCAGACACACCAAAAGAAGACGCAUCCAUGACGAUCAUGUCAAUGGAACAGGUUGA